Penaeus vannamei (Pacific white shrimp) is the source of this 1948-nucleotide messenger RNA. The record is from RefSeq and is a predicted model, not a curated record. Lineage: Eukaryota; Metazoa; Arthropoda; Malacostraca; Decapoda; Penaeidae.
AUGACUGACGCAGCGCGGCGGAGUCGCACGCGGACGCGCCUGUACCUGGCGAAAUCGCCGGCGUCCCACGGCCCCCGAGCCCACCUACGAGGCUCGGUGACUCCUGCCGGACACGGGCUGCCAGGGUGGGCUCCGCUUCGGCUUCACCUGUCGGGCGCUGCUCCCAGGCGUCGCCCGGAUUGCGUCACUCAGGUGUCAGCCGGGAUCGUGGGGCCGGCAAGGGUCUGCUGGUGUCUGGCCGCCCUGCGCUGUGAUAAGGGAAGCCGGGAAUCCUUGCUCAAGGGAUUUAGUGUGCGUCCAGCGGCCACAGAUAUAAGCCGCCGGAGUGGGAGGGUAAGAGUGAAGCCUCUAGAGUUCUGGAACUUCGAGAAGAUCGAAGUGAAGAAAGCGGAUGAUGGCCAAGUGCAGGUGAUCAGCCACAAGUGGACAUUUCCGGAACCGCGGGAAGAGGAAGAUGGGAAACUAAUGGAAACGGUUCACAGCUACCACCCUGCCUCAACCACAUCCAAAGGUCAGAAAUAUUUUUAUCUUAAUGAAACUAAACAAGAAAAUUUGAAGGAAAAGAAGACUACUACAAAAGAGAUUGAAAAGGAACAAGAGAAAGAGAAAAAGGGUGGAAGCAGAAGUAAGGACAACACACAAAAAGAGGAGAGACAGGCAUCAAAAGAAAAGAAAGGAGAAAGAGAAAGAGAGGAGACAUCCAAUGAAGGAUCUCCAGGGAAGAGUCUGCAAAUUGUGAAGUUCAAGGACCUUUACUUCUUGCACUACCUCAUGAAGGAGUGCAACUGUUUCUUGGCCAAGAGCUAUGAGGAUCCCAAGCAUGGAGUGUUUGCCGGCUUUGUUUUCUUGGAGGGGGGUAGUCUCCUGUGGCAGGCCAAGAAGGACAUGUUUAUCAAGGUCAUUAGCGGACGUGGAACACUAAAGAUGGUGAACACAGAGACAAUGGAAGGAGUACACAUGGCACUGAUGAAUAAAGGAAGUGCUAAUAUUACCACAGGCACAAAAGUAGAAAUCAUCAAGGACCGAAGGUGCAAGAUGAUCAAGUUCUUUGUCGAAAUCAAGAGUGCGAAUUUGAAAGAGAAAUAACUAGCUUGAAAACUUGUUGUAAUACCACAUGCUUUAGAAAAAUUAUGAAUUUAAGUGAUGAGAUGAUAGUAGACAUUUCAAAGAAGAAUGUGCACAUGUAUCAUAUCCACACAGGAUGAUUUCUUAUCUUAGAAAAAUGAAUUCUUGGCAGACCUAAAAGUAAUAUUUUUCAUUUUUGUUUUGUUAAUGUUCCUCUUAUCCAUGUAGGAUGUAGGAGUUUGAGUUUCCCUUACGUUUUUCUACAGACUUGUUGAUUUUUACGGUGAAAUGUGGUCUGGGCAUAAUAAAUCAUACGCUUGAGUGUUUUGUAAAUAACAGAAUAGAAAAGAAAUCACAAACGUUUUGGUUAUGGGCAGAUCAGCAUAGUUGAUACAGGAGAGACGGUAAAUUUUUUAUAUUCCAGUUUUGUACCAUUGUCAGGUUUGCGUAUAUCACAAGUUACACGUUCUUGAGUCCUUGACUGUAUGAUCAUUGAUUUUACAUUGAUACAUACGUUUCAAUCCAACACGGAUAAUUUCUGUUCAGAUUAAGCUUUUGUGUAAUUUGCCAGCUAGUUCGUUCUGUGUAUGUAUGUGCUUCUUAGCCAUUAUAACAUUAUUCAGAUAUAUAAAAAAACACUAAUAAUAGAAAGGCAUAAGACUUAACUUGGAAUUUGUGAAAAUUAAGCUUUUUUUUUUCCUGUCACUUGCAUUGAAUUACUUCUUUUUUACUUGUACAGUUACUUUUUUCUUCCAUUAAAAAAUGUAUAUAUAUUUACUUUGAAAAUCAUACUUUCUUUUAGCUAUGAAUAAUUAUUAUACAUAUAUUAUUUAUGCAGAAAAGCAGUAAAACUGUAAGCUGAUAUGUAGAGAAAGCAUUUGAA